AUGGAAGAUAAUGGAAAAUAUGCAGUAUAUGUUUGUUUGGAUACUGGAGAUGUUGUGAAUAAUUAUACAAAAGAUCUAAGAAAGAGUAAUUUAACAUACAAAGGCUUCACCAAUGUAAGCUACACGUCAGAAAUUUCAGUUAAACUUGUUAGUUUUUAUAAUAAACUUAAAGAAAAUCGAGAAGAUAAAGAACCAGAAUAUUUUUAUAUCAAUGUCAAUCAACAAACCAAAGAUAAACUUUUAAGAAAAACUAUGGUGGCGAUUUAUAAAUUAGAUCCAAAACUUAAGAAUAGUGAUGUUAUACUUAUUGAUCGUGUAGAAGAUGACGAUCCAAAUACCAAUUCUUUACAUUUAUCAUACGAUCUUAUUAAACGAAGUAUUGUUAGUAAGGAACAAUACAAAGAUAAAAAUAUUAUUAUAAUUAGUAAUAAUUCAGCAAUACCAAAUAUUUUAAAAUAUAAAUUUUAUAGAUGGGCGAUUAAUAAUUUUAAAAAAGGAGUUGAUGUCAUUACUGAUGAAGAAUACGAUGGACUUUCAGAUACAGAGAGAAAUGAAAAAUUAUCUGAAUUUACAUAUAUUGAAGAUGCUGAUCUUUUAAAGGAAAUUUAUAAAUUCAUGGAAACUAAUAACAGUACCAUUGAUGGUUGUAUUUCGUUUAAAGAAGUUUCACAUAUUAUCGAUAAAGUUAGACAAAAGAUUAAUAGUAGUGAAA
Molecule: messenger RNA, 712 nt
Organism: Dentiscutata heterogama
Lineage: Eukaryota; Fungi; Glomeromycota; Glomeromycetes; Diversisporales; Gigasporaceae
Source: the annotation of a GenBank genome assembly